This is a messenger RNA of Penicillium waksmanii, 912 nucleotides long. RefSeq names its product flavin monoamine oxidase family protein. Bases 1 to 912 code for a protein of 303 amino acids. NCBI's taxonomy places the organism in Eukaryota, Fungi, Ascomycota, Eurotiomycetes, Eurotiales, Aspergillaceae. Gene Ontology annotation, molecular function: oxidoreductase activity. The transcript has a single exon. The record is from RefSeq and is a predicted model, not a curated record.
AUGGCAUUAUUCUCAAAAGAAGGAUUUUUAUGGACACCAGAGGGAAGCCGAGAUGGCUUAGAGACCAAUGCAGUACAAAGCAGCUCCGCAACCAUUCAUGAAAGCUAUGAUGUUAUAGUUAUAGGAGCAGGCUUCACGGGUCUAAUCGCAGCGCGAGAAUUGAGUCAAAGACACCACCUGAAAGUGCUCAUCUUAGAAGCAAGAGAUCGGAUUGGCGGACGCACAUGGACGGCCAAGGUUUUGGGGGAAGAAUGUGAAAUGGGUGGGACGUGGAUUCAUUGGAACCAAGGGCAUCUCUAUAGCGAGCUUCGCCGGUACGGACUCCAUGCCAAUCUGAAGACCUCUGCAGGAACCGCCGCACCGGCAAAGCAAGUCUUCAAGUACGGGUUGGCUCCACCCCAGGAGAUACCCAUUGAGGUUUCAAUGAAUACCUUGGAGCGGCUUGCCGAAGCAUUCUUCACUAUCGAAGGAAGCAACAGUCGCCAACUCAUGCCAUAUCCCCACGACCCCUUCAAGGGGGGAGCGCCAUGGACAAAGCACGAUCAUCUAUCUGUGAAAGAUAGGCUGGCCAGUUUGUCUGGGUUUUCAGACUGGGAAAAGGGGCUGUUCGAAUCGAACGUUAGUACUUUCGGUAGUGCCCCUGGACAAGAAAUCGCGUUCACAGAAGCGCUUAGAUGGUAUGCUUUAAGCGGACACAGCAUGGCCGGUGUAUUCGAGCUAGCUGGUAUUUACAAAAUUGGCAAUGGAGGCAUGACUUCUUUUGCGCGAGCAAUUUUGGGCGAAUAUGAUGGGGACAUGGCUUUAGAGACGACUGUGAAGGAGGUGAGACAAAAUAACUCAGGAGUCGAGGUUAUCACGAACUUGGGCCACUCCAUCAAAGCAAAAUACGUGGUUUCGACUGUUCCCUUGUAA